AUGCAGCACUCACAGCUCGCUCCUCUGCCAGAAGGUCUCCCCUUUCGGAUUGUUUCGAAAACGAUUGGACAGGGUGCUUAUGCCUGCAUAAAAAAAGCAUGCCCUCUUCAGGAUGACGCCCCGGUGUUUGCUGUUAAAUUUAUUCACAAAGAUUAUGCUGCACGUCAUGGCCGCAUCACAAGCAAGCAGCUUCAUAUGGAGGUUUCUCUCCACAAACACAUUGGGGUUCACAACAACAUUAUCGCCUUCUACAAUACCGAUGAGGAUAACGCCUGGAGAUGGAUAGCAAUGGAGCUAGCGGAAGGAGGCGAUCUAUUUGAUAAAAUCGAGGCCGAUGAAGGGGUCGGGGAAGAUAUCGCCCAUGUGUAUUUUACGCAACUCAUCAAUGCUGUUGGCUUUAUGCACUCAAAAGGGGUGGGACAUCGGGACAUCAAGCCCGAAAACAUCCUACUUUCUGCUGAAGGCAAUCUUAAAAUAGCCGAUUUUGGUUUGGCUACCUUAUUUGAAUAUAACGGAAAGCAGAAGCUUAGUGCUACGCUCUGUGGGAGCCCACCAUACAUUGCCCCGGAGGUCAUUAAAUGCAGUAAUCGCGGGCAGUCUCGAGGAGUAGGAUACCGGGCUGACCUUGCGGACGUUUGGUCUUGCGGAGUUGUUCUGUUUGUUUUGCUUGUCGGCAAUACCCCUUGGGAUAGUCCUACAGACGAAAGCUACGAGUAUUGUGACUAUGUCAAAACAAAUGCGAAGCCAGAUGAUGAGUUAUGGCAUCGCCUUCCCGCAGCCGCCUUAUCGUUGCUGCGUGGUAUAAUGCGAAUAGAUAUCUCUACCAGGUUCUCGUUGCAGGACGUUCGACGACAUCCGUGGUUUACUAGGCAAAAUAAGUAUCUUUCGCCUGAGGGAAAGCUCACAAACCCAGUCAACAUGGCCACUACAAUGUUUGAGUCUUUGCACAUAAAUUUUAAUCAAAAUCCUCUUACUUUAUCCCAGUCCCAACCUUCACCAGAUCAGGAUACUGUUAUGGUGGAUGAAUCGCCCGAGGAUCUAAAGCCGAAAUUUUCAUCCACCCAGCCUGAAACCCUAAUAGAUGACAUGGCUAUUGAUUGGGAUGGUCCACCUCGUCUGACAACGAGUCACCACUCCGCAUCACAGCCAAAGAAUAUGUUAGGUACUCCCGCCAUCCUCACCGAGUAUCUCAUGGAAGAUCCAUCGAUGUCGCAGUUCUCUUUGACCCCAUCGGUUCCUCUCAGCCGGACACAAAAUGCUGGGAAAUUUCAAGAUAUCAUUCCAUCUUCUUGUCUCACUCGCUUCUUCUCCAACUGGCCUGUUGGCCUACUCGUUCCACGUAUCUGCGAAGCACUUCAGCUUCUUCACGUUCUUGCCUCGCCUAAAACAUCUGACACAUCGGUUCUCAUUCGAGUUCGGACCAAUGACGAUAGGAAAUGCCCGCUUCAUGGAAAUAUUAUCGUUGAGAUGAUCGCCGACGGAGUUGCCGAGAUCGAGUUCGUUAAGGUUAAGGGAGACCCUCUUGAAUGGAGAAGAUUUUUUAAAAAGAUAACGAUAUUGUGUAAAGAUGCGGUUUUAAGACCUGAUAACUAG
Ophidiomyces ophidiicola is the source of this 1593-nucleotide messenger RNA. RefSeq names its product Chk1 protein kinase (gene chk1). Gene Ontology annotation, biological process: protein phosphorylation; mitotic G2 DNA damage checkpoint signaling. NCBI's taxonomy places the organism in Eukaryota, Fungi, Ascomycota, Eurotiomycetes, Onygenales, Onygenaceae. The transcript is spliced from 2 exons. Gene Ontology annotation, cellular component: nucleus; site of double-strand break; cytoplasm. The record is from RefSeq and is a predicted model, not a curated record. Gene Ontology annotation, molecular function: ATP binding; protein kinase activity. The coding region runs from base 1 to 1593 and encodes 530 amino acids.